GCUAUGUAUACUACUAAUAGCGAAGUGAUCGUCUGCCUUGUGACCUGGUGAGAUUUGUCACGGUUUGUUUGUUUUGGUGUUUAGUUUUAUAAAGCAUGCGAGAUGUAUCCCCGUGUAUAAAAUAUACCCAUAUAUUUAUAAAGAUCGCCAAACCGUCUUUCGGCAAACGCGUCUCGGGGUCAAUAACGUUACUACACAUCUACAUAGUACACACACAUACAGGUACGGAACACGGUGUUCGUACUUUAGGGCAAAGAAAACUCGACUGACAUCGUGUGGGGGACACCAUGGCCACUCCAGGACAAUUUGUGUAGUUUAUAGCUACUUGCAAACAUUGUUUUGUGUAGGUCAAACUUUAAGCUUUCGGAAUACAUCGGACGCCGUUUACAGACAUCUUCGAACCGACCAACAGUCACCUGUUUCCGGGGUCACAUAAUAUAUAUGUGUUACCUGAUCAGGAGCUACACCUGCAGAUCCUUCAGUGUUCAUUGACGACUGUGGUGGCGUUAACCUGGAGGAUGUCAGAUCAGAGUCAAGCUGCCUGACAGCGAUGAUAUAUACAUCUACCUUUACCACUUACAAGAUCGUAUAAACCAUCCACGUGAAGCCAAAUGCUGAGUAUCACAACUCUCACACGGAAGUCAAAGAAACCGAAACUCAUGUCAGACAAUGAUAGGAAGAAAAAAAAAGGCUUGGUGUCCGAGAUUUCUCAGAACCAGGAGAUUAACCCUAAAAACGAAGCUAUCUCAAUGAUGGGGAUGCUGAAACGGGACGAGGAAGCUCUCACGUUGCACAUCAAAGACUUACUAAAGUAUCGAAAGGACUAUGCAAAGACAGUGUUUACCACUGACGUCGAAGGCUGGACGCCAUUCCACGCGUUUGCGUUACGUGGAUGUCGAAAGCUAGUGAAAUUCAGUUUAAAGGCGGGUGUGGAGGUAGACUUAGAGAUGGGACAGCCCGAGGGUCUUCCUGGCGGCUGUUCCGCUCUACACCUGGCCUCCCAUCGUGGUGACGUCAGCAUUAUCGAUAUUCUCAUCACCAACGGAGCGGCAGUGAACAAGAAAGAUAACUCCGAUAGGACACCGAUAUUUUAUGCAUCCCGUGCUAGUAACACGCUCGCAAUGAAAAAACUGGCGCGUGCAGGUGCUGACGUCAGUCUGUGUGACCCGGAUCACAAAGCAUCAAUCGACGAUCUCCCGCCUUCACCAUUCUGCUUUCUUCCGUUCGUUGGACAAAGGCGGAAGUCUGACAAAUAGUCAGUUCCGGUAAAAGUCACGUGAUAUGCACUGCUCAUUCUAUUCUAAUUUAAGUUGUCUAUUUUAAGAUUGGGGAUGUGUGAAAUAUCACUUAUCACAACUGUGGUAUACAUUAUCAGGAUGUCCAGACCUCAAUUUCUCAAAAAAUAAAUUCAAAUACCAAUUCUUUGUGAUAUUUUGCAAAAUCUGUGACGGACAUCUCUUAUUUGCGGAAUUUAUUUUCACAAUUUAAAAAGCACUAGAAUCUAGUAGGUGCUGAAGAUCAUUAAACACUUGAGUGAAUAUUAACAAAAUGCUUGAAGAUAACUUAAUCAUAUAAAUAUUACUUGUUAGAUUUUGUGGAUUAUUU
Messenger RNA from Mizuhopecten yessoensis (Yesso scallop), 1605 nucleotides. RefSeq names its product serine/threonine-protein phosphatase 6 regulatory ankyrin repeat subunit B-like. Gene Ontology annotation, molecular function: protein binding. The coding region runs from base 612 to 1256 and encodes 214 amino acids. The record is from RefSeq and is a predicted model, not a curated record. NCBI's taxonomy places the organism in Eukaryota, Metazoa, Mollusca, Bivalvia, Pectinida, Pectinidae. The transcript is spliced from 3 exons.